AUGGCAGCAUCCCUUCGGCGACUUGUCAAGGACCACGCGACAUUGAGGAACAGUCCGCCUCCGAAUUACAUCUUCCCAGAUAACGACGAUGCAUCGACCAUACCCGAUGACUUGACCCAACUCCUAGUCCUCAUCACUGGGGCCGAGGGCACACCAUACUCGCAAGGGUUAUGGCGGCUUCAUUUGAAGAUGCCAGAGGAUUAUCCCAAGAAUCCGCCCAAGGCAACUUUCCGAACAAAAAUCUACCACCCAAACGUCGAGGAGAAAACUGGGGCUGUUUGUUUGGAAACAUUGAAAAGAGACUGGGAUCCAAAAUUGACACUAAAGGACAUUCUCAUCACGAUAUCCUGUCUUCUCAUUCAACCAAAUCCGGACUCGGCACUGAAUGCUGGUGCUGGCGCCUUGAUCCAAGAAGAUUAUGAUGCGUUCUCAACACAAGCGAAAUUGAUGACCAAGAUCCAUGCCUCUAUCCCUUUCUCUUUACUAGAUGCUGUCCAAGAGGCGAGAAGACGAGGAGAAGAGCCUACAGCCUCCGAAAAAAUACCAGCGAUGACUACCAAUGAUCAAGAAAGAGAAGGUAACACCAAGGAGAAUGCACUCAAACAUGGAUUGUCUCGAGGAUCGAAAGAGGUUGUGAAACCCAAACGACCGCUUGCGGAACUGUACACUUCUCCCAGCUGUGAAGAAAUCCCAUGUGUGUCCGGCACGGCAGACCAACCCGCCGAGCAAGAUCAAAGCUACUCUAACUCAGAGCCUGGAACCGAAGGACCAUUGAAGAAAUCCCCCAAACUCAUGCGCCCUGGACCGGGCGGUCUAUCAAUUUUCAAAAACAAUGCACGGGUGGGAGAACCGUCACGAUCCUCCGUCACUCGAGUGGAAAGCGAUAAAGAGAAUAUCGCGGCGUCCGAAAAGAAGACUGGCGACACUUCAUCGACACUUCCACCAACAUCGAGACCCCCAGCGCUGCGCAAGGUUUCAAACGUGGGCACGAGGAGAGUAACGCCACGUGUUGGCAUUCGGAGACUUUGA
Messenger RNA from Exophiala bonariae, 1029 nucleotides. RefSeq lists its product as uncharacterized. Bases 1 to 1029 code for a protein of 342 amino acids. Lineage: Eukaryota; Fungi; Ascomycota; Eurotiomycetes; Chaetothyriales; Herpotrichiellaceae. The transcript is spliced from 2 exons. The record is from RefSeq and is a predicted model, not a curated record.